GGCGGCAGAAGCACGGGACCCCUCGCUCUUCCCAACUGGGCCUGAGAGCGGCGGCGCUCGGACCUCGGGCGGGGAGACCCAGCUCCCUCCACCCGCACCGGCCCGAGACGCGCGUGCGCCGCGCACGCAGUUGGCGCCUUUGGGCCCCCUGUGCCCUUUCCUUUUCUUUCUUGUCUCUUUUUACUCUACGCCCCGUUUGCCCGGCCGCAUCUUCUGGCAGUGCUCUCCAGCAUCCUUCCUUCCCGGACUCGGGUCAGCAGUGCCCAGUUUCUAGAGCCGCGAGGGUACCCUGUUCCUUCCUAUAAAUGAGUCCAAAGUCGGAGGCCCUUGGAGACACCAGAACUUGCUCCCUUGGCCUCCACCGGGAUCGCUCACCCUAUCUCCGCGCCAUUCUCGUGUGCAUCCAGGUGGGAUGGAGGCGCAGAGGUCUUAGACUUGGCCCCUACGCGGGGGCGGUGCGGGAACCUGCACCGAGCCCAGUUCGAGCGGCAGGCAGGCUCCCGUUGGAGAACCAGGAUCGAAACGUUUGGCUUCGUGCCCCAGCGCCCUGCUAGGCCCUGUGUGGGAAUGAAUGGCAUGACUCUGGAAUCAGGCACAGACUGGCCUAUAUGAACCCGAUAGCAAUGGCCAGAUCAAGGGGUCCAAUCCAGUCUUCAGGUCCAACGAUCCAAGAUUAUCUGAAUCGACCAAGGCCUACCUGGGAAGAAGUGAAAGAACAGCUAGAAAAGAAAAAGAAAGGCUCCAAGGCAUUGGCUGAAUUUGAAGAAAAAAUGAAUGAGAACUGGAAGAAAGAACUAGAAAAACACAGGGAGAAAUUACUAAGUGGGAGCGAGAGCUCAUCCAAAAAAAGACAGAGAAAGAAAAAAGAGAAGAAGAAAUCUGGUAGGUAUUCAUCUUCUUCUUCAUCGAGCUCUGAUUCUUCCAGCAGUUCUUCAGAUUCUGAAGAUGAGGAUAAGAAACAAGGAAAAAGGAAAAAGAAAAAGAAGAGCCGUUCACAUAAAUCUUCUGAAAGCUCCAUGUCAGAAACUGAAUCAGAUAAUAAGGAUAGUUUAAAAAAGAAAAAGAAGUCAAAGGAUAUAACUGAGAAAGAAAAGGAUGUUAAAGGACUCAGCAAAAAAAGAAAAAUGUAUCCUGAAGAUAAACCUUUAUCAUCUGAGUCCCUAUCAGAAUCAGAUUAUACUGAGGAGGUACGAGCAAAAAAGAAGAAGAGCAGUGAAGAACGAGAAAAAACAACAGAAAAAACAAAAAAGAAAAAGAAGCAUAAGAAACACAGUAAGAAGAAGAAAAAGAAGGCUGCUAGUUCAAGUCCUGACUCACCAUAGCAUUAAGAAGAGAAUCAGGAUUCGCUUAGAAAGAAAGUGCAAUGUGUCUAAGGAAAUAUCAACUGUGAAAAUAAUGACAUAUUUACUAAAAUGCAUGAAUUUUUUUGUUUUUAGAAUUAUUCCUGGACUAUUCAUUAGCUACUCAGAUGCCGCUGUAUGAAAGGGCCGUAAUUGUUGCCUGCUGCUUGAACAUCUCUUUUUUUCUCUUCCAGUGCUUGAUAACUGGAGAUAAUAAUAACACUGCAGUCAUACUAGUGGUUAAAAUAAUUUGGGAAUAAAGUUAAUAUUUUUGACUAGAAGGUAUCUAAUGAUAAAUCAACAGAAAUUGAAUCUGGAUACAUCAAGAUUUAAUCAGAGAUGACCAGGUGAUUCUAGUUAACAUUUUUUGAAGUAGGGAUUACAUUGAUAUUUCAAAGUCCUUACUCUGUAGAUAAGUGUAUUUUAAUUUUUUCCCCUUGUAUACUUCUAUUUACCUGGGGAAGGAGCUUUUAGUGUCAGGGGCUGGGGGGUGGUGGUUUGCUAUCACUUUAGCUAGCAGAAUAGCGUGCCUUUAUCCUCACACAUCUUAUUUUUGUGGACACAGUAGCCAUGCUUCAUGGGGAGGUCAGAGCUGGGUAUGGCAGUCUUGCCCUUUACUAAGCUUAGUGGCAUCCUUGGACUCUGUCAAAUGCUCCUUUGAGUGAACCAGAGAAGUAGCCUUUUGCAGCAUGAGAAUCUCGCCCCCAAAGCUCUGGGAUUUACCUCCACUUCAAUAAUACUGAAUGUUUUUUAGCAUUAGAAUGUGUUAUAACAUUUGAACAAAUUUUGACUACACUUUGGCUUUGGAAAGGAAUCAUUUCAAUAGACACUGGUACUUUUUGAACUUGAUAGCUGAAGAUUCAAAAAUGCAUGUUUUAUACUGUUAAGUUUUAACCAGUUAGGAAAAUUUUAUGUAACCAGUGAUAGUUAUUUUAUUUUUAUAUGAGUUUUGUUUAGGCUGUAAUGUUUAGCUUUUUAUUAACUCCUUAUUCUUGCUGUCUUAAAUUCCUUUCUGUCUUUAACAGCAUACUUGUCAAGAUAUUUAGCAUGUAAAAAGCAGGUUUUUGAUUUUUUUAAAUGUUUUUAACAGCUUCAUAUUGAAGCUGAGACUUACCAUAAAUAACUUGAGUGGCAGGCCUGGUAUGCUGUGUCUUGUUACAUAAAACUAUUGCCAGAAUCUUAGUAAAUAUAAUGUUUUAAAAGUUUGUAUAUUCACAACAGAUUAUGAGGAGUUAAAUUUAAGUGAAAAUUACAUUAUUUCUCUUCCUGUGUCAUAUUUUACUAAGAUUUUGUGCCUCACAUUUCCUGCUGAAUUGUUUACUAGUAAUGUUAAAAAGAAUUGAUAAAUCAUUUUCACUUUACAUUUUUAUAUAAUCACGUAACAUGAAAUAUAAUUUGAUGUACAAUUUUGCCUGUUACAGAGGGUGUGCUAAUUAUCGUGGUAUAUGGACAAAACAUUUUGGCAUGACAAGAAGCUGAAUAAAUAGCUAUUUUACUUAAAAAAUAGCUGUGUUCUUAUCAUCUCCCUUGAGUCACAGUAAAGUUAUAAAGAUGAAGGAAAACUAAUAGGUGUUAGAAGUGGUAGGUCAAUAAGACACUUUUAGCUAUAAGAAAUAGUACUUUUCUUGGUAAAUUUCCCUAAAUUUUCUGCUUAAAACUUCAUCAUCUUUCUUAAUAAAAGAAAUGUAUAUGCUC
This is a messenger RNA of Sus scrofa (pig), 3035 nucleotides long. It is a transcript of the gene FAM133B, whose product is annotated as family with sequence similarity 133 member B. The record is from RefSeq and is a predicted model, not a curated record. Lineage: Eukaryota; Metazoa; Chordata; Mammalia; Artiodactyla; Suidae.